This is a messenger RNA of Rhinichthys klamathensis goyatoka, 937 nucleotides long. Its product is annotated as protein-lysine methyltransferase METTL21C-like. The transcript is spliced from 4 exons. The record is from RefSeq and is a predicted model, not a curated record. Gene Ontology annotation, molecular function: protein-lysine N-methyltransferase activity. The coding region runs from base 10 to 822 and encodes 270 amino acids. Gene Ontology annotation, biological process: peptidyl-lysine methylation. Gene Ontology annotation, cellular component: cytoplasm; cytosol. Lineage: Eukaryota; Metazoa; Chordata; Actinopteri; Cypriniformes; Leuciscidae.
GAUAUCAUCAUGGAUUGUCCUCAAUCUGGAAAUGCCACAGCGGAGACGGACGAGCGCUUGAACACCGGGAACGAUGAUACAGAUGAUGUUGAAGUCCGAAUGCGCAAGGCAUCCUGGGAACCCAGUGUUCUGUCCUCCGUUGGAAAGGAGAUCCUUUAUUUCGCCGGUCAUGAGAUCAGCAUCUGGGAGUCUCUUGAUUCAUUUGGUUCUGUCAUCUGGCCAGGAGCUCUGGCUCUGUGUCACUACCUUGAAUCUAAUCGAGCGACGGUUGAUCUUCUCGACGAGGCGGUGCUGGAGAUUGGAUCUGGCACAGGUCUCGUGUCCAUCGUGGCCAGUCUGUUGGGUGCUUGGGUGACAGCAACGGACCUGCCAGAGGUCCUCGGGAACCUGAGAUGCAACCUGUCCAGAAACACACGGGGCCGCUGCAGAUACACCCCGCAGGUGGCGGAGCUCUCUUGGGGUCAUGAGCUCGAGAAGACCUUCCCUCAUUCAGUCUACAGAUACGACUACAUCUUAGCAGCCGAUGUGGUCUAUCAUCAUGACUUCCUAGAAGAAUUACUGGUCACCAUGCGCCAUUUCUGCCAGCCCGGAACAACCCUCAUAUGGGCCAACAAGACCCGCUUUGAUUCAGAUCUGGUUUUUGUGGAGAACUUCAAAAAAACAUUCAACACCACCUUGCUGGCAGACAACGGAGAAGUUAAAAUUUACUCUGCCACCAUGAAAGACGAAAGUGCACUAGUGACGUCAAAAGAGACCGAAGGGGUUGCGAAGAAACAAGUCAAAGACGUUGACAAGAACGAGUCAAAGCAAGAGAUUAGGUAAAAGGUCAAACAAAAGGCUGUAGAACAGGUUCAAGAAUAUGAUAAUAAAGAUGUGCAAAGGAAACCAGGAUAUGUUGUUAUGGAAAAUCGGGAGGAAACGUUAAAAUUGGAAGAUA